Messenger RNA from Cornus florida, 5357 nucleotides. RefSeq lists its product as uncharacterized. The record is from RefSeq and is a predicted model, not a curated record. The coding region runs from base 351 to 1484 and encodes 377 amino acids. Lineage: Eukaryota; Viridiplantae; Streptophyta; Magnoliopsida; Cornales; Cornaceae. Gene Ontology annotation, molecular function: RNA nuclease activity. The transcript has 3 exons.
CCGGAUCAAAUCAAGCUUGAUCCAGUCAUAAACCAAUCCAUUUUACAGGCGUACAGAAUCAAGAAGUGUACUUCGACUUGGUGCGUUCAUGGGCACCCAUUUCUCUACGCCAUACUCAUGUGGCAAGGUUAGUCCAUAGCCUCGUUUUCUUCUCUGUCUCUGUAUCGAGCUUUUCUGAAACUACUAUGUAUAUAGCAUCAAUGAAUUGAAUGAUUUUUCUAUUCAGAUUAGCUAGAAAUGGCUAUUAUAUUGAUGCUUCACUGCUUUCUCACGCAAAUGUAGAGCUUGUGUACUUAGAUUUUGUAUUACAUCGUGCAGUUCAUUAACACAUAGGAAAGGAACAUCUGGGUAUGAAGGGUUUUCUCAAUUUCUGUAAUAUCUCUAGUGCAAUACAGUCUAAAAGACUACAAACCCUAACCCUAACCCUAACCCCAAGUAUAGGAUUCUAUAGAUAUUGUCAUUUUGGUUCAAACCCAUCAUCCCGUUUGGUGGAGAAGACUGCGCAGAACAGGGUUGCAAUUUUCUGGGAUUUGGAUAAUAAACCACCAAAGUCAUUUCCUCCUUAUGAUGCCGCUGUGAGGCUAAAGAAGGCGGUGGCAUCGUUUGGGAUUGUUCGUUACAUGGUAGCUUAUGCCAAUCGGCACGCAUUUAGUUAUGUUCCUCCUGUAGUUAGGGAACAAAGGAAAGACAGGAAGGCAUUGAAUCAGUUGGAAAAUAAGGGCAUUAUUAAACAUACUGAAUCUUAUAUAUGUCGAGUUUGUGGGAGGAAAUUUUAUGCAAAUGAUAAGCUUGUCAAUCAUUUUAAGCAAAUUCAUGAGCGUGAACAUACGAAACGAUUGAAUCAGAUAGAGUCGGCAAGAGGGAGUAGGAGAGUAAGAUUGAUUUCGAAGUAUUCGAUGAAGAUGGAAAAGUACAAGAAUGCAUCCAGGGAUGUUUUGACUCCGAAAGUUGGGUAUGGUUUGGCAGAUGAGUUGAAACGAGCUGGAUUUUGGGUUAGGACUGUGUCGGAUAAACCACAGGCAGCGGACUUUGCCCUGAGGAAUCACAUGGUGGAUAUGAUGGACAAGAGGCUAGUUGAAUGUGUGGUGCUUGUAUCGGAUGAUUCGGACUUUGUGGAGGUUUUGAAGGAAGCAAAAUUGAGAUGCUUGAAGACAGUUGUUGUGGGUGAUAGCAAUGAUGGGGCUCUUAAGAGAACUGCCCAUGCUGGAUUUUCAUGGCAGGAAAUCAAGAUUGGGAAGGCUAAGAAGGAGGCAGUAUCGGUUGUGGGGCGGUGGAAGGACCGUGACAUAUUGAAAAGAUUGGAGUGGACUUACGACCCAGAGAUGGAGAAGAAACUAUAUGAUUUCGGUGAUGAGGCUGAUGGUGAGAGUGAAAACUCGGAUACUGAAGGCUUUCUUUCUGUGGAAGCUGAUGAUUUUAUGCAGAAGGAAGAUGCUGGUGCUUGGUGGGAACUGAAAUCUGGUGGCGAUGUCACAUCUUCAUAAUCACUGGUGCAAUUAUUUGUGGGCAUAAGUGCAUUGAGUUGUGACCUGCAUUGGAAAUUUCUUCUUUGCAGGAGCGCAUACAUUCUUUCGGUCUCUAGAUGCUGCAAUAUUUUUGUUUUCAUGUGUUUCAGAUAUCCCCAUAGAAAGGCUUGUCCUUCCAGUGAUUUCUACGAAUGACGUGCUUACUUGGGUUGUGAACUAUGGGUAUGAACAUCAAUUUACGUUUUGACGUGGUUAUCUUUUGAAGGUGAAUGCAUAUGGUUCAUGAUAAUUAAAUGAUUUAGAAAUGAUGAUUCUAUGUUGUCUAUUAAAUGUCUCCAUAUAUGUUCACCACUAAUUCCUUGGUUUAUAGUUCAUAUGUUGAAGUAUCCAAUAUGGCAAUAUGGGUAGUUGAUAUUUUCUUAUUUUUCUAUUAUCUAUUUAUUUACAUUUUUAAUUUUUUGAGGGGCUAUAAAUUGCUUUAUUUUUUGGUAGGACGUGUUUUUCUUUAAAGAGUAACAGCAGGUUAGGCUUUAAAAUUAUAAUUGCCGAAGCGAGUUAAGCAUGAACAGUGUUUGAACUUAUCGUAUUUGGUAACCACUAAUGCUGGAUCAAAUUGCUAUCUAUCAUAACUUUGUUUAUAUGCAGAUGGAAACACAAUAUAGUUCUAGAAUCAAGUUUUAAGCAAUAUAUAUUCAUUAAAAAAAAAAAAAAAAAAAAUUACUGUGUCAAAUUGGUGAAACAUACAUUCAUCCAUUUCAGUACAUAAUUGAAAACUAGAUAUGGACUAAAUUAUCCAGCUAGUUUGCCAUCCAUGUACCAAAAGGAGACCAUUAUAUAAAGUUUGGCGCACGCACAGCUGUGACCCUCAAGUCCAAUAUUUCGAGUUCAUCAUCAGUGAUCACCCCAAUAAAUAACCUAAUUGGGGGAAAAAGAUGAAAUAUAUAAAGCAAGUUCAUCCAUUAUUUUUUUUUGAUAGAUACAAGUUCAUCCAUUAUUACCCUCAAGGUCAUUAUCAACAUCAUCUGCUACAAUCAUAUAAUUAUGAGCAUCUUCUUCUCAUCUUCAAUCACUUCAAUCUUCCUGUUCUGUAAUUUCCUUCAUUUUGCCUUUCCUAUAUGCAUUCAAGUUCCUCGAGCCUAUAAAAUUGAACUUAUUAGAAUUCUCAAAUUAUAGAAAUAUAUUGAACGUGUGCCACUUGGCAUACUUUCAUACUUGAAUUAAAACAAUUGUUAUUAUUUGGAUAAGUAUAUAUUCAUUCAAAAGGCACCAAAACUAGGGGUUAAUCCAUCAUGUACAUAGAGAGUGUAGACCAAAAGAUAAAGAUUAUAUACUUUAAUCUCUUCCAAAGCUUUACCAAAAAAAAUCAAUGAAUGGUCUAAUUGUGUUGACUCCAGAUCUGUGGCUGCGCAUUGGAGUCUGCCUUCUUCAGUGAUCAAAUAGUUCUUGCUUAGGUUGCUGUUCGGUGUGGGUUUGCUUUGGUUGCCCUCCCCUGCUCUGUUUGCUGUUGUGCUCAUUCAAAUUUUGUUGUAGCAACGGUCUUAUUGUGUGGGUUGGGUUUGGUUCUUUGUUGCUCUUCUUGGGCUUGCGCCUUUCGGCUUGUAUGUUUGGGCUUUGGCCCCUCCUUUUUGUACCUCUAGUUUCUGCUUAUAAUACUUUGAAUUACUGAAAAAAAAAACCUCCCCCUAACAAAAAAUACGAGGGAGAUCAAUUGCAAUACUUGACAGUCUAGAUUGGAGACUCAAAUUCUUCAGACAUACCUAGUAUAUUUGGUCUCCCCUAAUUCUCUACCAGAGGCAAAGUGGCACCAAUUUUAACACAUUGCUAAUUCUCUUCCCAACUCUAUAUCCUCUCGAGUUAGAUAGAAUAUCCCAUGCUGUUAUAGGCAUCACUCGGUGAACUCUUAAGAAGGUAAGGAGAAGGUCCGCAUACAUUAUGCCAUCUGAUGAAAAGGGGGAAUGCUGAACCUAAACUUUUCAAAAUGUACAUAAGGUAUUUAUUAAUUUUUGUAAGCCAUCCUUUGCAAAGUAGAAUUUUGGUUUCAUGCAGUAGGGGGGAAAAUGUUUUAAAAAUUGUUGCCUUCUAAAUUAUUUUUAGACUUUUUUUUAAUAUAUGGCAUGUUUAGAAUUAAAUACAUCACAUAGCCACAUUAUUUUGAACUCUUUUGUAUUGGGGUUUCUUAUGCUAAGAUAUGUUGCAGUUGUGUAAAAUAUCUGACAUUAUGAUACUAAUGUUAUUUAUGGAAAAUUUUAAUUUCCUUUACAUAAAUGUCCUUGCUCAUCAUGAACUGAAUAAUAUGAUGUUGUAAUCAUUUUUGAGGAAAAUUUAUUAUAAAAAACAUAUGUGAAUCAGAGUUUCUUUCUUUCCUUUAUUUUCUUCAUGUGCAUAAUCAGAUUUAAGUUUCUUUUUCCCUUGUGUAAUUUGUAUUUAGGAUGGAACUAUAAUAUGUGGUCAGAAUGAAAUAUCACAUCCAACCACUGGAUCCAUGGAACCUGUAAAUAAGGUUUUCCCCACAGCAAACCCAGCUGUCCUGGACCAGUUGAGCAGUUUGGACUGUAUUAUCUAUGCCAUGGGAUCCCUCUUUACUUCGAUCUGCCCCUCUGGUAUGAUUAUGAACCAUUUAUUUUUUUGAAAGAAGAUUGGGCAAGCUUGAGGUAAUAUUAACUAGAAACACACAGAAAAAUGAAAUGGAAGAGAAAUUAGCUCAUUCAUCUGGAGGGGCAAAGGAAAAGCCCAACAUAGGGGUCAUCUGGUUGUUGGUCCUGAAUUGAAUCUGGUUUCAGUUUUGGAUUGCUUUCUUCCUCUACAGUUUUUUUUUUUUUUUUUGUCUUAAAUGUUGCAAAUGCUGUGCAUUUAAUAUUUAUCAGCCACAUGUUAAAUUAACUUUGUUUUGUAUAACUUGUUAAUGCUGCUGAACACAAAUUUAGUGUUGCAUCUUCCUGAAGCAGCUGAAAGCACAUGAACUAUGCCUUUUUUUGUUCAUUUGUGUAACUGUUUCAUGCCUUAACUUGUAUAUCUAUCUGUAGAUAAUUGGAGUGAUGAUAAUUGCAAAUAUACUAAAGUACGAAGGGACUUACCUAGCUUCUUUUUGUUUAAAUAUGGCUGUCCUAAUUGUCUAUUGCAUAGAUGAUUGUAUUUACUAACCUUAAAUGUAAAGAAAUAUACCCUACAAGGCUACAAAGUAUUUUUCCACCGACUUUUUUUUCCCACCCACUUUUGAUCCUUCUUGCUGGUAAAUGUUCCGUGGUCUUGUUCUUUUGUGGAUUCGGUAGUUUGUUUAUUAGAAACAUAAAGAAAAUUUCAAAUUCUUAUUAACUUGUCUAAUUUUUGGGUUUUACUUGGCAUUGGGGAAAUUAUCUCUUCAAGAUCCUGUCCCAAGGUAAUCUUCUGUCAAGCUAUUAAGUAUGUGCUUUUUACUUAAAAAAGAGACUACUAAGUAAUUGUUCUAUGGUUGUUUGCUUCUUCAUCAACUUGAGGUUAACGAAUUUGUAAUGAUUGGUUCCGUUGGAAAAUUUUGAGUUGACAUUCUCUCCGAUUAGCCCUUCUAUAGUGUUUUGAUGUUAGAGAUCCUUGAAUAUAUCUAUAGCUGCAAGUUAUUAAUACCUGAUAUGGUUGUUAAUUUGCAGGCUUUAACAUUGCUUUCUUUGUAUUGAUCCAGUUCCUUCCAUUCGAAUACUAGGUAGUUCUGUUGAAUGGUACACAUGAUCAAGAAACUAGUGGCUUUUCUGCUUCUUGCUUUGUAGUUGCCAUUACAGAUGCUCUAAAUCGAACUUAGGGUAUCCUCAUAAUGGUCUCAAGAACCCUGUGAGUAGAUUGAUUUAGAUGAAAGAGUUCAGAUGUCAAGUAAAUUGGCUAUGUUGAUACUGCGAUGAAUAAAUUCUUUUGUUCGAUCCA